GAGGCGGGGCGGCCCGACGGCCCCAUAAAGGCGGCGUUGGCGGCGGCGGAGCUCCGGAGCGCGAUGUCCCCGACGGGCUCCCCUCCACCGAGGCCCCCGCGCCGCCCCGCCGCCGAGAUGCGCAAGACCCUCAAGCCCCUGCUGGAGAAGCGGCGCCGCGCCCGCAUCAACGAGAGCCUCAACCAGCUCAAGGCGCUCAUCCUGCCGCUCGUCGGCAAGGACAGCUCCCGCUGCUCCAAGCUGGAGAAGGCAGACAUCCUGGAGAUGACCGUGCAGUUCCUCAAGGAGGUGCCGGCUGCGCCCUCGGCACCAGAGCCCUCCGAGAGUUUCCGUGCCGGGUACCGCGCCUGCCUGGCCCGCCUGGGCACCCUGCUGCCCCCCCUGCCGCCACCCGCCACCCGCCGCCACCUCCCGGAGCUGCCGCCUGCCACCUGCCCCAAGGCCACCCCGCCGCCGCCCACCACCCCGCUCUGGCGGCCCUGGUAGCCCCCCCCCCGUGCAUCGCUGUACAUAGCCCUAUUUAUUUGUACAGACCCCAGGGACCCCCUUUGUACAAAUAAACCUUUUGCCAAAGCUGCGCUCUGCUGCCCGGGGUGCACCGAGGGGAGCCCGGCUGGCCCCCAGCUGUACCCCGGCUCGGUCCACGUCCCUCCUGCCUGCACCACCUGCCCAGGCCUCCCCCCGGGAGCGGUGAAACGGCAGCCAGCGUGGUCCGGCCGCAGCCACGGCCCCCCGGUAAUUACCCGGGCAAGCUGCGGCACGGGCACCUUGACGCAAUGGCCUGGCAGCGCUCGCACCCUGCUCCUGCAUCAGGCCUGGGCCUGUCCCCAGCCUCGCACGUGGGCACGCGGUGGCCCUGCCAGCUCCUGGCCGCGGAUUUUGGACACCAGGGAAGCUGCGUCCACCUUGGGGUCUUGGGGGAACCCCCAGAGGAGGUGCCACA
Messenger RNA from Anas platyrhynchos (mallard), 943 nucleotides. RefSeq names its product hes family bHLH transcription factor 2 (gene HES2). Gene Ontology annotation, molecular function: protein dimerization activity. The record is from RefSeq and is a predicted model, not a curated record. NCBI's taxonomy places the organism in Eukaryota, Metazoa, Chordata, Aves, Anseriformes, Anatidae.